Molecule: messenger RNA, 2507 nt
Organism: Egretta garzetta (little egret)
Lineage: Eukaryota; Metazoa; Chordata; Aves; Pelecaniformes; Ardeidae
Gene: BPHL
Product: biphenyl hydrolase like
Exons: 6
Coding region: 1151-1975 (274 amino acids)
Source: RefSeq, a predicted model, not a curated record
UUUUAUGGCAUUUUUUACUCCAUCAUUUUAAACUCUGUACAGGUGGGACUAUGCUUUUGUGCUGUAAUUAGUUUAGAAUUUAUGUGUUAAAAAGGAAUUUUUAAUGCGUUGCACGGUACAUAUCAUGGAAUAGAGAUUAUUGUUACAUAUAAGACUGGAAAACAGCAUUUCUGUAUGCAUGUGAAAUUCAUGCUGAUUGAAUUCACAGGGCAAGAAUAUUUAAUCUAGCUAAACUGAGAAGUGCAGGGAAUAAAGGUUAACCAUUAGGCAACCAAAUGGCAAAAUUUUUAUCAUAUUACUACCUUCAAAUAAAAUUAGUUAGGUUGGUGAAAAGAUGUGUUGCAACCAUUAGGGCACAAAUUUGCUUGGGAGAACAGAUGCGAUGGUUUAUGCUGUUAAGACACCACCUUCAAUCUACGCUACUUCUGCUUUCUCGCUACGUAUUUGUAUCUAGACAUGGUAUCUCAGGUUACCUAUUUGCAUUUACACAUCUGUCUUGCUUCGUACUGAAGGUUCAAGUAGGGGUUUAAGGGUCAGGGCUGGGAGGUGGCCUAUGUGGUCAGUUUCUGUGGUACUUCUUCUGUGGGUGGGCUUUUUCAGUCAUGUGGUAUUUUCCAAUUAAGCAUUAUCUCCUGCUGAGAUUACACUGACAGGUAUAUUAUUAUCACAUUCUUCUUCUCUGCCCUCAUCUCGGUGCAAGGUAGUUCUCAGUGUAGACCCUCUGGUUCCUGAGGAACCCUAACAAUAGAUUGUGGUUUCUUUGGCAGAUGGAGAGGCUCAGUUUAGUAAUUACAAGGUGAAUACCAGCCAUUUCAGAAGUUAUGCUGUGACAGAAUGAGGUUUCUCCUCUCUAAUAUAUUUCUCUCAACGCAUUUCUGUAGCCAUGUAAAGCUGCUUUUAUAUUCCCCUUGUUGCACAGUCCAGACUUUUUUUUCCCCCCUACCCUUUAGCUUAAGUCAUUUAACUACAUUCGUGUAACCUAAGUACUGAUGUUACAUAGUGGUCACAACUGAAUACUUCUCUCUGACAAGUUUUUUAUUUAGUCUUCUGUGCACCCGCAAAAGGAAAGUGACCCAUUUAAAUCUCACGGCAUUGUCAUUAAUAUCUAGAAAAAGUAGUUAUUCUGUAUUCCUUGAAUGACCAUGUAGUAAUGAGAAUUCACUGUCUGAACGUUUUCCUAUUUCUCGCCCCUUCCCCCAUCCCUAGCACUUCAAUAACAUCUGCCAAAAUCCAAGUGAACGGAGUCCACCUGCAUUAUCAGCAGACAGGAGAAGGAAGCCAUGCGGUUCUUCUGCUUCCCGGAAUGCUAGGGAGUGGUCAAACCGAUUUUGGACCACAGCUUAAGUCUAUGAAUAAGCAACUUUUCACAAUUGUUGCUUGGGAUCCUCGGGGAUAUGGACAGUCCAUUCCUCCAUCUCGAGACUUUCCUCCAGAUUUCUUUGAGAGGGAUGCAAAAGAUGCUGUGGAUCUUAUGCAGGCACUGAAAUUUAAGAAGUUCUCUUUGCUGGGGUGGAGUGAUGGUGGAAUUACAGCACUCAUUGCAGCUGCAAAGUAUCCAACCCUUAUCCACAAGUUGGUUGUCUGGGGAGCAAAUGCCAGCGUUACUCAAGAGGAUGUGAGAAUUUAUAAUGGCAUCCGAGAUGUUUCAAAGUGGAGUGAAAAGGUCAAGAAACCACUGGAAGAGCUGUAUGGACAUAAGUACUUUGCAAAAACCUGUGAGGCUUGGGUAGAUGGAAUAUCUCUCUUUGCUGAAAAAUCAGAUGGUAAUAUCUGCCAAGAGUUGCUGCCAGAUAUUAAAUGUCCCACAUUUAUAAUUCAUGGCGAGAAAGACUGCUUGGUUCCACAAGCUCAUGCAGAAUACAUCCAUAAGCACAUCAAAGGCUCUCGGUUGCUUCUGAUGCCAGAAGGAAAGCAUAAUCUACACCUGCGUUUUGCAGAGGACUUCAAUAGACAAGUGGAAGCUUUCCUGCAAUGACUUAAAGUGUAAAACAAGUUAGAGGUGUUUGUCCUCGCCUUGUUUAGGCAUUUUAGCUGGCUUUCCAUUUUCAUUCAAGCUACAGGUAGGUUUGAGUCCUGUAAGAAAAAAGAUGAAAGAUACUUGCAUGAGAACCAUACAUUCUGAGAAUAUGUAAGCCUCAGUGGGUCAGAGCGCACCAUUGUGCUGCAAGAUCGCCAACAUCUUUGAACUUACUUCUUGCCACAUGGGCCAAAUAGCUGUUCUGUGUCCAAUAAAGGUGUUAAGAAAGACAGAAAACAUAAUAUAGAAUACAUGCCUUUAUGUGCUCUUACCAUCAAAAGACAAAAAACAUGGUAAUAACUGGGAUUCAGAACUGUUACAUUGAGAAAUCUGUCAAAGUUACAAGUGCUGAGAGGACAACUGGGUACACAGUUUCUAGAGAACAUGCUUCACCACCACUAUCAGAAGUCAUUCAGUACACAUGCCUGCUUUACAGAAGUUCCCUUGAUACCAGGGGACUUAAGCCUCAUCCUCCUCUCCUUCCUCUUCA